Ipomoea triloba (trilobed morning glory) is the source of this 996-nucleotide messenger RNA. RefSeq lists its product as uncharacterized. Bases 227 to 772 code for a protein of 181 amino acids. The transcript is spliced from 6 exons. NCBI's taxonomy places the organism in Eukaryota, Viridiplantae, Streptophyta, Magnoliopsida, Solanales, Convolvulaceae. Gene Ontology annotation, cellular component: Cul4-RING E3 ubiquitin ligase complex. The record is from RefSeq and is a predicted model, not a curated record. Gene Ontology annotation, biological process: positive regulation of proteasomal ubiquitin-dependent protein catabolic process.
UGAAUGAACCGAGGGGAGUAUCGCAAAUCCUGGGCCUAAACCUGACAAACCUUGACCCCGGCCCGUGUUCGAGCUACAUCGGCAACAUCGGCUAUCUUUCUUCAGUAUUUCCAUUCCAUCUUCUCCUUCUCCUCCACUUGGUUGGUAUUCUUGCAUAACUUGCUCUAAAUUCUCUGUGCGUAGCGGGUGCGAAGUGAGAGCAGAACCAAAUUAGGGCGUCGGAGACAUGGGGGAGGGCGAGUGUGGAUCGUCAACUCCGUCCAAUUCGAAGCAUGCAACGACGGCUUCUGAUAUCGGCGGCGGUGGAACGGCAACUAAAUUCCUCGCAAACCUCCCUUCUCGCGGCCUCUUUUCCUCCACCGUGAUCUCAUCCAAUCCGGGUGGAAUGCGGGUUUAUAUUUGUGAUCAUGACACAUCACCUCCAGAGGACCAGCUCAUUAAGACAGACCAGAUGAACAUCUUAAUUAGAUCUCUCAUGCUUAAAAAGCAGAAGGCUGAAUCUGGUUCAAAAGAUGGGAAAAGUGUUCCUACGAGUGAAAGUUCAAGAAAAAGAGGCGCGGAGAGAGCACUGGAUGGUAGAACAUCAGCAAAGAAGGCUGCAAGCAGUAGUCAAGCCGCUUCUCGCCAGGAAGGAACUAAAAACCGUGUGCCUGAACGAGAUUACCACAGUAUGACAGUGGAGAGACUCCGUGCACUCUUGAAGGAGAAGGGCCUUUCCACGAGAGGAAAAAAGGAUGAAUUGAUUGCCCGUUUGAAGGAGUCCCUUGAAUAAUGUACUCACCAGAAACUCAGGGAGGCUAUGAACUUCUAAUGUAACUUUAAGAUGGAGCGACUUUGAACUAAUAUAGAACUAUGUAGUUUUUGCUACUAAACCUUGUAUCUUCUAUGUAUUGUUUCGUGUGCCAUUGCAUAUUUCCGGUAUUAAUUUUGGUCAGGUUGUACUGAACUAGUGAAACUUCAAUUAUUAAAAUGUUUGAUAGUGUGCAUGGUACAACA